Molecule: messenger RNA, 1824 nt
Organism: Meloidogyne enterolobii
Lineage: Eukaryota; Metazoa; Nematoda; Chromadorea; Rhabditida; Meloidogynidae
Source: the annotation of a GenBank genome assembly
UAUUUUUUUAGUUUUCUGGUUUGCUGUUGUUCCCUUUCUCUGUAUGUUAACUUUUGAAAUAAUUAUUUGGCCUAUUUUUUGCCAAAUUCCGAUACUUUUUGCAAAAUAUUGGAUCAAUUUUGAUAACAAAUUCAAUUCAUAUCUUUCAUUAUUGCGAGAGAAGGAAAUAUGUUUAUUCAGUCUUCAACCUUCUAACCGUCGUAACAGUUCGUCAUCUACAUUACCAUUUCGUCAAUCUCGCCUAAAUUAUCUCAAAUGCCUUCGCAAUUAUAUCGAAACAUACCAUUCGGCCUCACAAUCAAUUUGUUCCACAAAGGAUGAUGUCAAUAAACUCUUUGUUAAUUUUAUUGGCCCAGAGAUGCGUUCCCUUCUUUAUGGGGAAUAUGAUGGGUGUGAGAGUGAAGAACAAACAUUUUUGAGUAUAACAGCUUUAAAGAGUUUAUGGCAAUGCAUGUUUUUGGUCAGAAGUGAAUUUUUACGUCUUUUUUUACUUGCUAUUCACCAAAAUAUUUUGUUAUUUCAACCCUUUGAAUUUUUUAAAAAUAUAUUUAUCCUCUUUAAAACUUUUUGGAAAACAUUUAAUUAUUUGGAUUUAUUUAAUCAAAGAGAAGAAUUAAUUUUUAAAUCAACUGAAGUGAAACCUAAAGAAGAAAAAAUUUUGAAAGAAAAAAUUGGAAAAUGGAAAAGUUUGAGUAAUUUUGCUAUUUGUAAAGCACAAUUGGAAUUUAUACUUGAAAGUUUCAACAACGAACAAGAAACUGAACAAAUAUCAGAACAAUUUGCUUUAAAUACAAUUUCUAAUCUUCAAUUAAUUAUCAAUUUGCUUAAACAAAAUAUAGAAAAAGCACCAAAAGAGAAUGAUAAAAAAUUAGAAAAUAAAAUUGAAGAAGCUUUAAAUGAACAAGAAACAGUUACUUUAAGUUGUGAGACUAAAAAUGAAGAAGAUGAUGGUGAAAAAGAAGAGGAUUUUCAGAUAUUCGAAUUAAAUCCAAAAUUUACUAAAAUUGAUUCUGAAGGAUUUGAAUUUGAGGACCAAAAUAUUGAACAGUCUUCAUCAAAUUCUUCUUUACCUUUUGGUUCUCAUAAAGCUAUAACAAAUGAAUUAAAAAAUGUUUUGAAUGAAAGAAAAGAAUUUUGUCUAAAAAGGGAAUGUAAAGCUUUGGCAAAAUUACGAGGUGUUUUACCUGAAGAAAUUGAGAAAGAAGAACUUGAUAGAAAACCUUUUAAUUUUUGCAAGACAGUUAAGGAUGAGGAAGAAAAAAUUGUUCCUAAAAGUCGAGGAGCUUUUGGUAUAAAUUCUACAGCAAUGGACACAAAUUGUUUAAAUGAAAUUUUGGAAAAACGCCAAGCUAUUUUUGCUUCUAAAAGUGAAUAUAUGAAAAUGGAAGAAUUUGGAGGAGGAGAUGAUGAAACUAAAGAGGAUGAACAGAAAUGAUUAAAGCAUUUGGUCUCGACAUCAUUUGUGCAUAAGCAAUUUUUGAAAGUAAUUCCCUCGUUCUUUCAGUAAGUUUUUCAGCUUUUUCAACAGCUAAUUCUAAUUCUUUUGCAGCUUGUGCACGUUGAUCAUCCAAUUCUAAAAGCUCUUUUUCAUGUAAUUCGAGUGAUUGUUCUGCUGGAGGUAAGGAUUCAACCAAAACUUCAAUAUCUUUGGAAGUAUGUGCUAUAUGUUGGGCAAAUAAUUGACAAUUCUUUUCGUCCUCAACCUCCUUUAAAAGGAAAAGAAUAUUUUUUAAAUUUAUGUUUUGUUUUAAAAAAUAUUUGAAUUUUUGGUGCACCCAAGAAAAAAAUAUUUUAAGAGAGGAGUUUUUGAAUUUAUUUAGUCAA